AUGAGUUUGUCGAAGGCCCUUGUGUUCUUAGCACUGGUUACUGUUGCCCAGGAAUCCACCCAAUCCAGGUGCCAUCUGGAGAAGCAGAGUAUAGAGUCCUUCUGGAAGGACGGGGACAUUGUCAUCGGUGUCAUCACAUUGAUACAUUCCACCAUUUAUCAGCCCUACGUGACCUAUCGAGAGAAACCAGAAGUUGCUUCUUGUGAAGAAUUUGUCAUCAGGUAUUAUCGCGAUGUUCUGGCUGUAAUAUUUGCCAUAGAGGAGAUCAAUCACAGUGGGAGCCUCCUGCCCAACCUGACUUUGGGUUUUGAUAUAUUCGAUUCCUGUGUGUCCGAGGCGAGGGCGAUUCAAGCCACCAUGAUGCUGCUAUGGGAGACGAGGGACUUGAUCUACGAUCCCAUCAGAGGUUGGAAGCUUCCGUUCAUAGCUGGUAUUGUUGGAGAUUCCAUGUCAACUCUGUCCAUCCCCAUUGCCAGGAUAAUGAGUCUCUGCAAUUACCCUCAGAUUAGUUUUGGUGCUUUUGAUCCAGAUCUGGGUGACAGGAUUCAGUUCCCCUCCUUCCUCCGCACGGUGCCCAAUGAGAACAUCCAGAACAAAGCCAUUUCUCAGUUGCUGAAACAUCUGGAGUGGACCUGGGUCGGAAUCCUGACCAGAGAUGACGACUUGGGGGCUCUAGAUGGACAAAAACUCAAAGAUGACAUUAAUUUCAACCAGGGCUGCGUGGCUUUCCUGGAGAAGAUCCAUUUUCGAUACUCCCCUGAUAGAGUCAAGAAAAUCCUGGAAGUUGUCAUGAAUUCUACCGCGGUCGCCAUCGUUUUGUACUGUGAGGAGAUGCACGUCAAGCCUCUGCUGGACAUGAUGUUGGAAAAUGGGAAAAGGGGCAAAAUUUGGAUCUACACGUUGAGUUUUACAUUUAUUCCCGGGAUGUUUUCAGAAGGUCACGCCAGAUUACUGAACGGCUCCAUCGGCCUGGUUCUGCAUAGCGAACCCAUGCCUCAGUUUGGCCAUUAUCUGCGCCAACUUCAUCCAUCCAGAUAUGCAGAUGACAUCUUUAUAAAGCUGUUUUGGGAAAUUGUCUUUGACUGCAAAUGGAGUGCUGUUGGAAACACUGGAAAUGAUAGUAUGAGAAUAUGUACGGGGGAGGAAAGUCUGCAUGAGGUGGAUUCACUUUUUGAACUUGGAGAUCUAAGCUACACCUUCCAGGCUUAUAUUGCGGUCUACGCCUUUGCUUACGCACUUCAUAACCUCUUAGAUUGCUUUCCUUCCGGGAGCUGCAAUGAGGAAAAUCUUCUGCCCUGGAAGGUUUUCCGGCACCUUAAAAAUGUCAGCUUCACGACUCAGUCAGGGGAUGACGUGUUCUUCAAUGAGAUCGGCGAGGUUCCAGGCAUGUUUGAUAUAAUGAAUCUGCAGAUUUUCCCUAAUGAUGAGUACAAACUGGUCAAAGUGGGGAGAUAUGAUUCCCGGGCGUCUCCAGAUAAACAGAUCACCCUAGACACCGGCUCUGUAGUCUGGAACCAGGAACAUAAACAGAUACCACGCUCGGUGUGCAGUGAGACGUGUAAUCCGGGACACAGAAAGGUUUCAAUCAAAGAUCGUCCAGUUUGCUGCUUCCAGUGUGUCCCGUGUUCACUAGGAGAGGUGGCCAACGAAACAGGUGCGACGGCUUGUGUGAAGUGUCCUGACGACCAAUGGCCCAAUGAGCAGCAAGACAGUUGUCUCAUGAAGAUGAUCCAGUUCUUAUCCUACGAGGAUACCAUGGGUGUCUCUUUGGCUGCGGCCUCCGUCACGUUCUCAAUGACGAGCCUCUCAGUGGUGUGCAUCUUCCGAAAGUACUCAGAGACUCCGGUGGUCAAAGCCAACAACAGGAACAUCAGUUAUGCCAUCCUUGCGGGCCUCACGGUCUGCUUUCUCUCCACCCUCCUUUUCAUUGGCUACCCCGUCCCCAUUCUCUGCUAUAUUCGGCAGGUUAUCUUUGGGAUUACCUUCUCGGUGGUCGUCUCCGGCAUGUUGGCCAAGACCAUAACCGUGAUUCUGGUCUUCCAGUCCACCAAGCCUGGCUCAAUGGGCAAACGUUUUGAUUCCAGGAUCUCCAAUGUCGUCAUAUACGUAUGUCCGUUUUUCCAAGUGGCCAUCUGCGCGUUUUGGCUUGGCACCUCUCCCCCCUACCCGGAAUUAAACAUGACUUCUAAAGAAGACACCAUCAUCGCGCAAUGCAACGAGGGCUCCAACCUCUUCUUUUACUGCAUGAUGGGCUAUAUGGGCUUUUUGGCCACCAUAAGUUUCAUAGUGGCGUUUUUGUCACGGAAGCUUCCAGACAGUUUUAACGAAGGACAAUACAUCACUUUUAGCAUGUUCGCAUUUCUCAGCGUGUGGAUCUGCUUCAUCCCGGCCUACCUGAGCUCAGAGGGGGAGAAUAUUGUGGUUGUGGAGAUCUUUGCGAUACUGGCCUCCAGUGCGGGGUUGUUGGCUUGUCUUUUUUUUCCUAAGUGCUACAUUAUCUUGUUCCGGCCCGAAAUGAACACCAAGCAGUAUGUACGGGGAAAGCUGUAA
Nanorana parkeri is the source of this 2550-nucleotide messenger RNA. Its product is annotated as extracellular calcium-sensing receptor-like. Gene Ontology annotation, cellular component: membrane. Gene Ontology annotation, biological process: G protein-coupled receptor signaling pathway. The record is from RefSeq and is a predicted model, not a curated record. Bases 1 to 2550 code for a protein of 849 amino acids. The transcript has 6 exons. Lineage: Eukaryota; Metazoa; Chordata; Amphibia; Anura; Dicroglossidae. Gene Ontology annotation, molecular function: G protein-coupled receptor activity.